Olea europaea var. sylvestris is the source of this 1332-nucleotide messenger RNA. Its product is annotated as 50S ribosomal protein L4, chloroplastic. Gene Ontology annotation, molecular function: structural constituent of ribosome. Gene Ontology annotation, biological process: translation. Lineage: Eukaryota; Viridiplantae; Streptophyta; Magnoliopsida; Lamiales; Oleaceae. Gene Ontology annotation, cellular component: ribosome. The coding region runs from base 81 to 962 and encodes 293 amino acids. The record is from RefSeq and is a predicted model, not a curated record. The transcript has 2 exons.
GCAAAAGGAUUAGCCAAAUGAUAUGAGUGAGAGGAUAACACACACCAAUACAUUUCCAAUCCCAUUCCAAGAAACCAAAAAUGGCUGCGUCUUACGCUGCAGCUUCUCCUUCAUCGAUCGCCUUCUUCUCCUCUUCAAUUUUCAUCUCCACACCAACCGCUUCCUCAAGGCUAAACUGUUUUUUCAAAUCCCACAACACAAAAUUCCCAUUGAGAGCUUUAGUUCGUUCUGAAUUGGCUACUCUCCCUGUACUUUCCUUUGAAGGAACCCAGGUAGGUACUGCCACUCUGGACCUCAAGUCCGCUCCUGCUGAAACUGCACGCGCUGUCGUCCACCGUGGACUCACCACUGACCUCACGAACCGCCGCCGUGGCACCGCUUCUACACUGACUCGCGCCGAGGUCAGGGGCGGUGGGAGAAAGCCUUACGGUCAGAAGAAAACCGGCCAUGCUCGCCAGGGUUCGCGGAGAACCCCGUUGCGACCCGGUGGUGGAGUUGUUUUCGGGCCCAAGCCUAAGGAUUGGUCUAUUAAGAUUAAUAAGAAAGAGAAGCAGCUUGCGAUUUCCACUGCCAUUUCUAGUGCUUUUGAGAACGCGAUUGUGAUUGAGGAUUUUGAUGAGAAAUUUGAGAAGCCAAAAACCAAAGAGUUCAUUGCAAUGAUGAAGAGAUUGGGACUGGACCCAAAAGAGAAAUCUACGUUUUUGAUGACAGAGGUUUCGGAUAAUGUGAAACUUUCAAGUCGGAAUAUUGGGACUUUGAAAAUGCUGACGCCCAGGACUCUGAAUUUGUUCGACAUUCUGGACGCGGAGAAGUUAGUUUUCACCAAAGGCGCAGUUGAGUUCUUGAAUGAGAGGUACGGGUUUGAUUUUGUGGAAGACGAGGACGAGGAAUAUGAAGAGGAAGAGGCAGAAGAAGUAAAUGCUGAUGAAGAGGCAGAAGGGAAUUCUGAAUCAACAGAAUGAUGCUGCGACACAUUUCUUUGAUCUGUCAAGGAUCUUUUCUACCCAAAGCUGGUGAAUGAUUUCUGUAUUGCCAAAACCGACAGCCAUUUUGUGUUUCUGACAAGUGUAUCAUAUUGCAAGCCAAUUCGAGAUGUUUUGAAGUAAACAUCAUUUCAUUAAUCUCCUUCUUGUUGUCUUGGCCUGGUAUCCUCAUUCACUAUCUUUUCGAACUUUUCUCUGUGUUGGUAAUUAAGGCCAUUUGGUUGCAGGGAAUUGUUGUGUAGUCAAUUGACAGGGUUCUUUCUAUUAGAUGGUUUUUAGUUUACUCAGGAAAAAAAGAACUUGUUGGCUUUACAGCGUCAUGAGUAAUACUACUUUUCUUUCCAUAUUA